This is a messenger RNA of Porites evermanni, 7949 nucleotides long. The record is from the annotation of a GenBank genome assembly. NCBI's taxonomy places the organism in Eukaryota, Metazoa, Cnidaria, Anthozoa, Scleractinia, Poritidae.
AUGUCUGCUGUCUUCUUGACGCUUGGUUUGGUUGACGGGUUGAAAAUCCGCUAUGGAUCUGUAAGCCUAUUGUACAAGCCGUGUUGGCUUGCAGUCCUGGUAGGUGGUUAAAGAACGUGAAUACGAUCUACGUCACCUUUUAAAAGUAUAAAGUCCUCGCCCUAAGUCCCCUGUUUUUCACUUUUAUGUGCCUAAAAUUUGUUACAGUUUACCUAGUAAUCAUUCAAAUACGUUUAAUCUGUUUCCGCACUUUAAGCAACGGUUUGAACGUCUAUUUGUUGCACAGUUAUGGCGGAUUAUUUAGGAAAGGGUAUAAAAUAUAACUUUGAGUUUAGGAAAGUCUUAGUCUAUAUAAAAUUAGUCGGAAAAACAAUUUGAGCUAAAAGAUUCUAGUUAUUUCGGCCAGUCAUUAUAUUUCCGCAUAACAACAAUUGCAGCGUAAGUACGAGGCCACCACGUAGCACAAUCAUCAGUUGAUAUUGCCUCUGUUGGCUCCUGUGGUCGGGCGCCUGGUAUUUUAUGGUCAAGUUGUAAACCAUGAAUAAGAUUCUUUGUUUAUUUUACAAGAACUGAGACUCAAAAAGUAACUUAUUUCUGGUCUCAAAAAUUAAUAGACAGCCCUAAACAUGUUCCUUCUUAAGUCUUCGGUCACUUUGGUAUCUCUUGCUGCUUGACCAAUUGCUAAUUUGAAGCGCGCUUUAGUUUAAAUAAUUAAACAUUUUUUGACUGAUAUUUUCUUUUCGGCUGAGUGAAGCAGCAAUCCAAAGAAUUCUCUCUUGUCUUUAUUUCUAACAGCAUACUUAAAUGAUAGCUAAAAAAGAUAUUUUUUGAGGAUGUAAAUGCUUCCUAGUUAAGUGUGUUAACUGUCGCGGAUGCAAAUUUUACUUCUCUGACGUCACAAGCCUUUUUUGCUUUCAGGAAGCAGAUCUUGCUCUACGGUUUUGAAUUUUAGAGAGAAUCCAACUUUGGAUUCUGGCGCAAAGAUUAUUUGAAUCGGGUCACAAUGAAAGACAAAAGCCUCGUAAAAUGGAUUCUCUGAGAGUAAGCCAGCGAUGCUGGCGACCAGCGAGAACGUGACGGAUCUCAUGUUCUCACAUGAAAGCCGGCUUGCCAGGUGUACCGCUUUUACCUGCUUUGACCUGUUUUACCAGUUUUUUAUCUUUUCCCUGACAGUCUCUUCCAGUUGGUAUCAUGGGACUGGCCUUAGCCUGCUCUCGCAGACCUUCUCCGAUGCUGGUAGGGAAAGCUGUAUUAUAAUUAUAAUCACCUAACUAGCCAUCUAACAGGCUAAUUAUAACAGUUUAAAGGUUCUUGAUCAAAAACAAGAUGAUACCAAGAGUGUUCCUCGUCUCUUUGUAUCAAAGAAAAAAAAUAUAACAUUACAGAGUACACAGACCCUCGGACGUACGAGCAAUUCCAUACCCCCUCUGGAGGAAAAGGGAGGGGCGAAACCUUUCUUGGGGUUCCUGCUAUGUUAUCCAUAUCUAUGUUAUAGUUAACAAUUAUUGAAUGAGGCUGAACCUGAUAUUGAAAAUUAUGUAGAACGAGGUGGAUAACAGCCUACGAGAUCUGCGUAAUACUUCAUAUAUAUCAUUCGGCGAAAGCCGAAUUCAAUAAUUGUUUUAUUAUUCAUUCAAAAUAUUUCCAAGCUCUUAACAAACCAUCCGUCCUCGUAGACUUCUUUAAAAACAUUUACCUGAUUUUCCGCACCGUUGGAGAAUAUGAAUAGUUAUUACUUCUCAAAAUGUAGGUGACAUUCAUUAAGCAAUAGUUUUUACGUAUCUUGCCUUUUGAUUUUUUCCUGUUCAGUUUUAGUCAUUUAUUCCUCUAUUUCGUCUUUUGAUAGCUGUCGCCCGGCAGCCCAGCUGUUUCGACACAUGCUAAAAAAAGCUACAGUGACGCACCGCUGCCAUGGAACGAGGUUGCGAUAUACUAUCGUAUCGAUAGGAGCCAACCAGAAACGAAAUCUUUAAAUUAGUUACAUUAAACUCAAUAUAGGCGCUCUUCUGAAACGAGAUAAAUCUAAGUUUAUAAGACUCAAGGUGUCAGGGGGGUUUUCGAAUUAAAUUGUGUAAUUUUGGCUCCUUUGAGCAUUUUCUUCCUGUAUUUAGUUUCUUCGCGGCAGAAGUGAAAUCUUAAAAAUGGCUGGGCAGCUUAUUAGGGGACAUUCUAUUAUGCCUAUCUAAAUGCAUUAUUGUUUUUAUUGAUUUUUUUGUUCACUUUUCGUUAUCUUAGAUCAAAGCCAUUUGGUCAGUAAGCGUCCCUUGUAUUGUCUUCUCUGCACUGGUAGUUUUCACAUAUUAUCACUUUGGAUUAGCAACGUUAGUGCGAAGUAGGUCAUUCCCCUCGCAGACUGAUGCCGGCUUUUUGGACGAAGACACCUCGUUGACUAAGUACACUGAAAAGGAAGAAGAAGCUUUGGCUGUAUUCGGCAUUAUUGUAAUAUUGUCCAUCUUAGAAAUGAUUGUCGCCGCUGCCAUAGCAAAAAUCAGCGACACAAGUUACCAAAGCCCACAAUCCUUUCCGAUGUAUUACAUGUAUUCCCAGGUUAGUAUACGGCGUAACUACAGCGCUAACCCUAUAACAUGUUCAUGUGCUUAAGGGGGCAUUACGGGCGUUUGUUUGGGGGAAUGAUGUUGAUUUGGAAAGGAAGUAAGUUAAGGUAGAAAAGGUAUACACAUAAACCAGUUAGUCCGCUAAUGGAAUCAGAGGCACCCGGCUGAGGUGGUGGACUAUCUUGCCGUAUUUGUUUACUAAUUAUUCACUUCAUAUUUUAAAUUCUAACAACCCUCAAAUCCAAUAUUUUCCAAUUUUUCCAACAUUUUGAACAUCUCCCUAAUUUUCAUACAUUAAAAACAUUCGAAAAAUCAUCCAGAAAAUCUCAAAAAACUAUUGAAUUAAGGACUGCAACUAAAUGGAGCCAUUUUUUGAUUAAAUGAAAUCGUGGCUAGAUAUUCAAGAUCUAGGGUGGACAUCAACGAAAAAAAAAAAUGCUUUUAACAAAACUGCCCCCUUAAAUAUCUGAAUGCAGUGUUAGGACACUAAGGUCAUACAAUUCUUCCGACAAAUACAGCAGGAAACUAGUCAACCUGUUUAUCAUUUCAGUGUAUGGUGUUUAGUUAAUUUAUUUUAUCUAUUUAUUUUACUCAAAACCUACUUAAAAACGUCCUCAGAAUUAAUGUCAGAUGUGGGUCAAAUUCUUGUUUGGAAAGAGCGACCAAGUUAAGAAAGCAAGGAAAAUCCUAGGGUGUCAUCGUGUGUUUACGUCCCCCAUUAAGCCAUAAUAGGAAAUCUAUAACUUGAACGUAUUAGUUUUGCAGUGAAGUUACAAAAGAACUGCAAUUUGUACAAUUGCAAUAUCGGCACGUAUAAACUUCUUGCUUGGCUUAAUAAACCCAUUACUCUCUCAGAAGUUCUCUGCCACCUCCAUCGUCAAUGCUAGAAAUUGGCCUAUUUUGCUAAAACGAGGCCAAUGAAGGAGGAUCAAAGGAUAGAAAUAACAAUGCAUAUUCAGUUUAAACUGUCAGUUUGUGAUCGAUGUCAGUGGACGUUGCUAUGCCAAUUAACAGAAGAAUCGUCAUAAGCUCAAACUGAAAACUUUUUUCCUACAGCCUGGCCAAGAUGGAUUUUCUUUUCCACAAGAGAUGCGCGAAGGGGUUGUGAACCAGAAUCACCACGGAAGAGGCAUUACUAAUUUCGCUGGCUCCCACUAAAAUCAAGGGAGUUAUUGGCCAGUUUGACGCUGGGAAUUUCUACAAGACCCUUAACAAUAAAAUUUGUUAGAAUGGGACAAGUUACUAUCUGUCAAAACUACAGUAAAAACCCACAUAUAAGAACCUAGAAUUUUUGAGGUCAGGCUGAACAGGUUCUUUAAGUUAGGGUAGUUUUUCACAAUUCAGGCUGAUUAUAGGUUCUUAAUUGGUUCAUAUUUUUCAGAGGUUGUCGUAGUGUAACCAUUGGCAGAAAUAUUGUAUCACUAAUACAUAAUAGUUUAUGGAAAACAUAGUCUAUUUCUCGUGAAAAUCCAAACAAAUGUAAAUCAAAGAAAACAUACAAACGGUUACUUUUUGUCAGAAGUUUCCAACACAAUUAACAUCCGGAAUUUUGACCAUCAAAAUUGGAUUGAUUUGUUUUGGGUAAGAACCUAUUUUUGUUUGCCAAGCUGAACAGUUUCUUAUAUAUUUUUGGGUAUUUAAAUGCCAAAUUUCAGCCUGUAGAUUCUUAAAUCACCAGGUUCUUAUAUGCGGGUUUUUACUGUAUUUGUAAAAGAUAGCGACAUCGAAAGCUCAGACUCGAAAUUGUCUCUGCUGCUACUAUAUAAUCCGGAGAUAAAGGAAUUCCCUUUUUUUUCUGUUCCCUUCAAAAUAAUUCUUAAAAAGGACCUUGUUUGAAAUAAAAACAAAAUGUUGCUACUUCAGUAAAUUUGAUAAUGCUCCAAAGAUUCUUUUUAUUUCACCAGUAUCAUUGGUAUCUGGUAGAUGGAAGGGACUGUCCCGUUUUUAUGAUCGUUUUUUGAGUUUAACCCUUGAACAUUCUCAAAAACAUGAAUUUAUAGAUCUUUUAAAACCGAUCAUACCACCUCUAAUUACUUAGACUUGACAAGAGGAACAGCUGGAAGAAGGGCUUUAGUAGAACUACGCCGAUAAUCAAUAGAAAUAGGUAGAUAGAAUCAAACUAUGAAGCACCACGAAGGAUAAUAGGCAUUGCCUUUUUUGUGGAUCCAAUCUGAUAGAAGACGAACUGUGUUCACUUUCUUUUUCGCAUUCCUACAUACUCUAUGAUUAGGAAUAAUUUUUACAAUAAAAUAAGGACUCUGAUUCCAAAUAUUACCUAGCUACCUGUGAACGCUUUGAUCACUGAGCUGAUGAACUCCUCUCAGUUACUUUAUCAAUAUACAAUUCAUAAAUAUAUUUCAGCUUUCUUUGAUGUUCGUGACAAGUUAUUACCAAAGCAACGUAAUUGCCCUAAAGUAAUUUUGAUUCUUAAAAUAACUUUUGCAAUACUGUAUGUACUCAUAUGAUCAUGCAAAUAUAACUCGUUGUUGUUUUAAAUUUUGUUGUUGUCGUGUUGUCUUCAUCUCUUUCACAUUAUGUCUUACUCCUAAUUGCUUUAUCUCGAUGUAAAUUCCAUAAAAUCGUAUUUUUCAAUGCUUUUUCCAACUUCCAUAAAAAUACCGUUUUGACAGUCCUCCCGAUCCUCACUCACUUAAAAAUCGCAAGGAAUACAGGUGGUGCGGACUUUCUGCAGUUUUAACGCUAAAGCAAGUAUAGUGGCCCUCAUUUUUUAUUUCACGAUUUUGAUAAUAGCAAUUUUUCCUUUCCUAUAUGUUUGGUAUUUUGGCACACUGUUAGGGCACGGGAGGCAUAGCCUCAGACGCAGACGUAGUUCUUAGGGACUCGUCACGCGCGUUCCUGUCCCAUUAGAACGCCUGCGUGGGAGGCUACGGAAGAAAGGGAGACACUUCGAUUUAGAAAGACCAAUUAAAGGGUUUUUGCAGGAGCCCAUAACCUGCAGUGAGUAACUCCCAUACUGGGCCUAUGUCAUGGUGUUUUUAUGGACCAGUUUAUUUUUAGACACAUUUUAGGGCACUUUUACCCACGAAAAUAGAAUCUCCACCAUGUCAUUGAGCGUAUGCGAAGUAUAAGAUAUCAAAAAGGAAACUUAAACUCUAUUAAAAGGCAAAAAAUAUCAUUUUACGUCUGCAGGUUUUGCUGACUAGUUUGUGGAAUUUUAAAGAUAUUCAAAAUUCGCGCCAAAACCGUUCUUAAAAUAUACUGGUCCGUAAAAACGCCGUGACUCGAGCCUAUGGAAGUUGAUCUCUCCGGGUUAUGGGCUCCUGGCCUUUGCAAAGAGUGCGAGUAGGAUGUUGUGUUUUCUUUUUUUUUCGGUCCAAUAUGACACUCAAAAUUCCUUCAAGUCUAAAUAAGUCUCCUCCGGACUCCAAGAUAGUGGGAAAACUGAGCGAGACAUUUUACCUAGUCAAUAGCUUGUGGCCUGAACGACCUGCUUCCGGCGUCCUCACCCAUUUCUUACUCCCUCUUUUAAAACCGACAGUUUUCUCUUUUAUAUGACUAGAGUAGUUUCUUUUCUAAGCAAGUGCACCGAGUCACAUACACAUUCAAAAUCAAGAGAUAAGACCCUGAACUCUUACCAUCCGAACCAAGAGAAAGAAGAGAAACAAGGAGGUGUAAGUGAAUUGCAAACUAAGGCCUCCAUUUAUAUACAGAGGAGAAGAAAAUAACAAUUCAGUCCAAAUUUACCCAUCUGUAUUGUUGUAACUUUAUUUUGAAAUAAAAGUGCAUUAAAUCUAAACCGAGCAAGAAAAAGUACGUACUUUGCGGGGGCUCUCGGCGGAUCUGAAAAUGUCAUUUUCUGCUAACCAGCUGGAAUAAGACAGCUGGAAUAAGAAAGUUUAACUUGGCACUAUAUCGGGAAAUGAUCAGUCUGGGAAUUGCAAUAUUGCUACAAAGUUUGGUGCUUGUAUCAAUAAUCUUAUAAUUCUUUAGCUAACAAGCCGCCAAGAAUAUGGGUUCACUCACAUUCCUCAUGUGCUGAUUUCAUUACUCAGUUGAAAUAAAACUCGUCACUGUUAAAAGUAACAUUUACCAUUUAUCUCAUUCAUAAAUCGGGAGAGUUCACGAACACGCAAUAGGCAUAAAUGUCUAUUUUCCUGACCCUAUUGAGCGCGUUUUACCAGUACUCGAGAAACGCGAAACGAGUACCACACUACGAAAGCUCGCGCGCGAGACACACGCGCCAAUUGAGAGACUGGGUUCUAAAAGAAACCAAUAUGGCGGCGGAUUUGAUCACACAUAACACAUGUAAGGAAAAUUGGAUCUAAAGUAACUUAAUAACACUUCUGGAAAAUGGAUUUGAGCUUCAGCAGUUCUUUUACUUACUCUUCAACACUUGGAGUUAUUUUUGGCCUAAGAAUUCUCGCACGUGGCAUGGCAGAAGUCGUGAGAAAUCUGGCACUGGUCGUGUGAGGUAUGUGAAUUUAAUGGCUUAUCUUAAGCUCAAAUUUAAGGCCGUUAUGCUAGAAGUAAUGGUCUUACGAGCAAGUUAUAUUGAUAAUGGUAAUCAAAGGAUUAAGCUCAUCGCUUAGAUCAUCAAGUAACUACAGGAGAUCUGGUACGGUCAAAUUAAAGUGAAACAUGAAAAUCUUGGCAGGUACAGAACGCACGCCACAGGUCACAGGUCACAAGUGCAGGUCAUUGCUCUGUUGAUAAAUAACUAAGAUAAGCAGUUCCCCUUAAGCUAAAACUCUAUUUCGGAUUUUGAUUCCUCGUGGAGAAAGUUUAUAGUGUCAGUAGUGGAAUGUAUGUAGAAUGUGAAUAAUGUCUGUUAUGGAAUGUUUGGGAUAGAGUUCACCUCACAGGUGGUGGUGUAUUUAUUGCUGCUUCAAGGGGCCUGAUAGGUUGCCGAGAAUUUACUGUAGAAACCGAGUGUGAAAUCCUCUGGGUUUAGAUCAACAUAGUGGGUUGAAGACCUUGUAUGUUUGUGCCUUUUAUAACCGGGAUGAGGGAGACGCCAUAAGCUUAGAAAACUUUGAGAGAUCACUCCAACAGAUUGGUCGCAAUACCUCAUCACAUAAUUAUCUAGAUAGCAGGAGACAUGAACCUCCCUGGAUUUGACUGGAAGCACAUGAUCAUGGCUUAGUCCAACUUAUAACUAAUCCUACACGGGGUAAAAAUGUCUUAGACCUGUUUAUACCUAACAAUGACAGUCUUAUCAUCAAGGCUCAAGUCAUCCCAGGUUUUAGUGAUCAUGAUGCUGUGUUUGUUGAGGGUAAUAUCAAAGUAACAAUCAACACACAAAUUCGUAGGAUCGUUCCCUUAUAUAGAAAAGCAGACUGGGAUGGCCUUAAAGAACACAUGUCUAAAUGUUUAGACUCUAUCGUGCAUUCUUCUGACUGUGAUCUGUCAAUAAAUGAUUUGUGGUCUAGUUUU